Messenger RNA from Galdieria sulphuraria, 707 nucleotides. RefSeq lists its product as uncharacterized. The transcript has a single exon. Lineage: Eukaryota; Rhodophyta; Bangiophyceae; Galdieriales; Galdieriaceae. The record is from RefSeq and is a predicted model, not a curated record. Bases 9 to 344 code for a protein of 111 amino acids.
UCGUUACUAUGGGAUACUUCGGGUGUCGGACUCCAAACAUAAACUUUAGCACUCAGUCAAACUAUAGUCAACUUUCCACAGAAUAUGGUAGUUAUGUAGACGACUUUACAAAGAGAAAAUUGUUUAUUUCCUUUUUGACUUACUUGUGUAUAUAUGACAAAGACUGUUGUGAAAGAGAGUCUAUUCCUAAAAUCAAGAGGGACAACCAGAUUCUGACUUUCUGUUGUUUUACUUACACUGUUGAAUUUCCUUCAGAGGGAGAAACUUUAGAAAUAAUUGGUCUGAAUGUGUUAAAGGACAACCCAACAUUGACAGGAAUAACUUGUUUCGCUCAGUUUCUGUGAAUUGAACGUUAGCUGAGCUUGAAACUUCAUCUUUCACUCAUUCACUUGAGAUUCGGUUCUCUUUUUUGUUUGCAAGACCCGUGUAGGGUUGGAAUUCGGCCAAGCCAAAGUUCACUUAUUUUACACUAUACCCUUUCUAUAAACCCUCUAUUCCGAGUUUGCCAAAAGCUUCUUUCAUUUUCUGCAAACAAACAAACAACAUCAAGUUCCUAUAAAGAAUUAAACAAUCCGUUAAUCCUCUUUAAGAACACCAGAUUGAAAUUUGUGUAUGUAGUUUUCCUCAAUGUUUAUUCUCCAUUUCUAUAAAAGUGACAGGUUAACUCUUUCCAAAUAAACUUUUGUAAUAAAAUUUUUCUUGUCAAU